Asparagus officinalis (garden asparagus) is the source of this 1124-nucleotide messenger RNA. RefSeq lists its product as uncharacterized. The coding region runs from base 76 to 519 and encodes 147 amino acids. NCBI's taxonomy places the organism in Eukaryota, Viridiplantae, Streptophyta, Magnoliopsida, Asparagales, Asparagaceae. The transcript is spliced from 2 exons. The record is from RefSeq and is a predicted model, not a curated record.
UUCGUAAUAGGAUCUACAGUUGAAGACAACAGAUUUCGAAUUGAGAAGUUCGGCGACCAAAAUUUUAGGUAUUGGAUGAUGCAAAUAGAAGACUAUUUGUACCAGAAGGAUCUCUUCCUACCCCUCCAACGAGAGGCGGGGAAACCUGACAAGAUGGAGGAUGAUAAGUGGAAGGUGCUCGACUGUAAAGCACUUGUCAUCAUCAGACUCAACCUUCACCAGCAUGUGACUUACAACGUCUCGCAUGCGACCACCACCAAGGAGUUGAUGGAGGCCUUGGAGGCGCUGUAUGAGAAGCCGUCUGCUUCAAAUAAGGCUGUUGUGCAACAGCUUGCUGCAGUAGAUCUCAAGUUCGACAAUGAGAUCCAAGCUCUUCUGUUACUUUCUUGUCUGCCAGAUUUAUGGGAGAAUAUAGUGAUGACAGUGAGCAACGCCAAUGGCAAUGACAAGAUGAAGCUCGAUACGAUGAUUGGGGCAAUUCUGGAUGAAAGAAUCUCGUCACAAAGUCUCAGGAGCUGAGGCCUCUAGCAGUAGGAGUACUCUGCAUGUCGAGACAUGAGGACGUGCGCAGAAGAAGGGUAGGGGACAACGAGACCAAUCAAAAUCCAGAGAGAAGUCUAAAGAGCCAAACCCGAAUGGUUACAGUGAAGGGAAGUGCUUCAGAUGCGGAAAGAAGGAUCACUUUGUACGGGACUGCAGAGUUUCUGUUCCAGUAUCAGCAGGGGAUGAUCGGGCUGAUGGUGCAACCAAUCUCAUGCACAAGACGGAUUCGGAUGCGCUUCUCCUAUCCCUCGAAGACAAAAGCGAUGCAUGGGUCAUCGACUCUGGCGUAUCUUUUCAUGCAACCUCAUAACAAAAGCUGCUUUCAUCGUUCGUGAAGGACUUAGGGACAGUCUAUCUUGACAACGAUCAACCUUGCAAGGUUUCUGGGAAGGAAAAUUGUACCCUCAAGAUGAAGGGCGGGACCACCUUGAUGCUGAAUGACAUUCGACAUGUAGCGGAUCUCAGGCGAAAUCUUAUAUCAGUCGGGUAACUAACUGAUUCCGGUUACAGAGUAUCAUUCGAGCAGAGAAGCUGGAAGGUGUCCAAAGGUGCCAUGGUGGUGACAUACGGCAAACGCGAUG